AUGAAGCGCAUGGAGGCACUUUUCAACGACUUGCUCGCCUCUCAAGCUGUUGCCAAUACCGCUGCUCAAGUUUUGGUCCAUGUGGAUGACUUCCUCGAAAUGAUGUCCCGAUGCUUUCACUACCACUACAGAAAGUGGACAAUGCCUGGCCCCAACGAAGUGCUGUACAAGAUUGUUGGCAUUGGGCGUGGAGCCUGUUUCGUUUCGUUCAAGCUGCCUCCGUGGUCUGCUAAACUGGUGGGAUGA
Molecule: messenger RNA, 246 nt
Organism: Penicillium riverlandense
Lineage: Eukaryota; Fungi; Ascomycota; Eurotiomycetes; Eurotiales; Aspergillaceae
Exons: 2
Coding region: 1-246 (81 amino acids)
Source: RefSeq, a predicted model, not a curated record